Messenger RNA from Marmota monax (woodchuck), 1463 nucleotides. It is a transcript of the gene Mrpl37, whose product is annotated as mitochondrial ribosomal protein L37. Gene Ontology annotation, molecular function: structural constituent of ribosome. The coding region runs from base 23 to 1333 and encodes 436 amino acids. Gene Ontology annotation, biological process: translation. The record is from RefSeq and is a predicted model, not a curated record. Gene Ontology annotation, cellular component: mitochondrion; ribosome. The transcript is spliced from 7 exons. NCBI's taxonomy places the organism in Eukaryota, Metazoa, Chordata, Mammalia, Rodentia, Sciuridae.
GGCAGACCCUGCGCGGGGAAAGAUGGCGGCGUCCAGGUGGAGGUCUUUAGGUGACCAGGGUAUGGCGUUGGCGUCUGGGCCCGCAAAGCAGGCGCUUGCUGGUUCUGGGCGACUCGGCCUUGGAGGCUGCGGCGCUCCAAGACGUGGGGCCUACGAAUGGGGCGUACGCUCCACGCGGAAGCCCCCGCCUCCUCCCCUGGACAGGGUGUACGAGAUCCCUGGACUGGAGCCCAUCACCUACGCGGGGAAGAUGCACUUCAUGCCGGGGCUCGCGCGGCCGGUCUUCCCGCCCUGGGAUCCUGGCUGGACGCACCCAAAGUUCCGCCCCUCGAUCCCUCUUCACGAGCAUGCACUGUACAAGGACAAGGCUUGCUACAUAUUCCACGAGCGUUGCCGUCUAGUCGAGGGUGUGAAGCAGGCCCUCUGGCUGACCAAGAGCAAGUUAAUAGAAGGACUUCCUGAGAAAGUGCUUAGGCUUGUGGACGAUCCGAGGAACCACAUAGAGAACCAAGAUGAGCAGGUUCUAAACAUCAUCUCUCAUGCCCGUCUCUGGCACUCCACUGAGGACAUCCCCAAGAGAGAGACCUACUGCCCAGUCAUUGUGGACAGUCUGAUACAGCUGUGUAAAUCCCAGAUUCUCAAGCAUCCUUCUCUGGCCAGGCGGAUCCUUGCCAGAAACUACUCAUUAUCUGCCACCUGGAAUCGAGAAUCUGUUCUCCUUCAGGUCCGUGGUACUAGUGGCACCCGACUGAGUGUAAAGGAUCCUCUGCCCCCCAUUGCCUCCAGAGAGGAGAUUGAAGCUACCAAGAAUCAUGUUCUUGAGACCUUCUAUCCUAUAUCUCCCACUAUUGAUCUCCAGGAAUGCAACGUUUAUAAAGUGAAAGAUGAUACAGGAUUCCGGGAGGGAUAUCCUUACUGCUUUCCCCACACCCUGUAUCUCCUGGAGACGGCCAAGUUACAACCACACCGCUUUCAUCCAGAUAAGCUGCGGGCCAAGAUGAUUCUGUUUGCUUUUGGCAAUGCCCUGGCUCAGGCCCGGCGCCUCUAUGGGAACAACAGCAAGGUCUUGGAGCAUCCGAUAGUUGUGCAGAGCGUGGGCACAGAUGGACGUGUCUUCCAGUUCCUGGUGUUUCAGUUGAAUACCACAGAUCUGGUCUCUAACGAGGGGGUCAAGAAUCUGGCCUGGGUGGAUUCAGACCAGUUCCUCUAUCAACACUUCUGGUGUCGCCCGGUAAUCAAAAAGAAAGUAGUGGUGGAACCUGUUGGACCAACUAGUUUCCAGCCAGAGACAUUCAGAAAGUUUUUGGCUCUGUAUUUGCAUGGAGCUGUGUGAGCCAAGGAGGUUCUGAGGCCUGAGUGCCCCUACCCCUUCCCUCUGAGGAGUCUGCAUCCUGGGUGAAGCCAGGGCCUCUGCCCGUGUUCAGCCUGAUGGUCUCACUGGCAAUAAAGAGCCCUGAAUCAUA